AAACAAGUGCACAUGGUAGAUGAAAGCUGACGGGAAGGCAGCGCGGAAACAUCUCAGAGCACUCUUUGGUGAUAACGGGUGUGUGCAUCGCGUGGUGUCCGAAGGCACAGCAUCAUGAGCCAGUGGAAGCAGAUUCAACAGCUGGAGAUCAGACUCCUGGAGCAGGUGGAUUACCUGUAUGACGAUAACUUCCCCAUGGACAUCAGGCAGGGGCUGGCCAGCUGGAUCGAGUCUCAGGACUGGGACACCGCGGUGAACGACGAGUCGAUGGCUGGCGUGCUCUUCACCAACCUGCUGACCCAGCUGGAGAGGGUGCGCUCGCAGGAGCAGAACUUUCUGCAACGACACAACAUGAAAAUAAUCCAGCAGCAGCUGCAACUGAAAUACGCCACCAAUCCUGCUGUAAUGGCCAGAGUCAUCUCCACCUGUCUCAGGGAAGAGCGCCGUAUUCUCUCCAGUGCCUGCAUGCAAGAACAGGGUCCUCUGGAGAAGUCUUUGCAGAACUCUGUGGCGUUUGAGAGGCAGAAGAACAUGGACAACAGAGUUGGGAUCAUCAGGGGCAGCGUGCAGUUGAUGGACCAGGCUGUGAAAUACAUCGAGGACAUGCAAGAUGACUUUGAUUUCCGCUACAAGACCCUGCAGUCUCGAGAAUCAACUGAUAGAAACUCUGACGUGAUGAAACAGGAAGUAACAAGACUACAGGAAAUGCUAAACCGGCUUGACUUUAAAAGGAAGGAGAUUUUAUCAAAGAUGGACGUUGUGAUCAAAGAGAUUGACGACCUGAUGACCUCUCAGCUAAACCCUGAGCUGCAGGACUGGAAACGAAGGCAGCAGAUUGCUGCCAUCGGGGGUCCUCUGCUCACCGGGCUGGAGCAGCUGCAGAGCUGGUUCACCCUGACUGCCCAGAGCCUUUUCCAGAUCAAGCGUCAGCUGGACAAACUGGGGGAGCUGGUGGUGAAGGUGACCUAUGAGAGCGACCCAAUACCCCUGCAAAAGCCUCAGAUGGAAGAGAGAGUGAAAUAUCUCAUCUACCAUCUCAUCAAGAGUUCAUUUGUGGUGGAGAAGCAGCCAUGUAUGCCCACACAUCCACAGAAACCCCUCAUCAUUAAGACUGGAGUACAGUUCACCACCAAAGUCAGACUCCUGGUUAAACUUCCAGAAGUGGAUUAUCAGCUGAAAGUGAAAACAACAUUUGACAAGGACCUCCCCCCGGGCAGAGUAAGUCGUCAGUUUUUCAUCCUGACCAACAACACUAAAGUUAUGGACAUUGAGGACUACUCAAACGGCUGCCUCUCAGUGGAGUUCAGACAUCUGCAGCUGAAAGAGAAGAAAUAUAUCAACGGCACCAAAGGGAACGAGGGCCUGCUCUCUGUGACAGAAGAACUUCACUCUCUCAGUUUUGAGGCCUGCUUCACGGUGCAGGGCCUCACCAUCGACCUGGAGACGUGUUCCCUGCCGCUCGUUGUGAUUUCCAAUGUGAGCCAGCUGCCUGGAGGCUGGGCCUCCGUCAUGUGGUACAACCUCCUGACUGAUGAGCCGAGGAACCUGGCUUUCUUUGGGAACCCUCCUCGGGCCAGCUGGAGCCAGCUCUCUGAGGUCCUCAGCUGGCAGUUCUCCACUUUUGCCGGGCGAGGCCUCAACAAAGAGCAGCUCACCAUGCUGGGAGAAAAGCUCUUUGGUCAGCAUGCCUCCUGCAGCGACUAUCAAGUGUCCUGGUCCAAGUUUUCCAAGGAGAAUAUUCCAGGGAAGCCGUUCAGCUUCUGGAUGUGGCUCGACUCGAUCCUGGAGCUCAUCAAGAAGCACCUGCUGCCGGUCUGGAAUGAGAACUACAUCAUGGGAUUUGUGAGUAAAGAGAUGGAGCGAGCCUUGUUGAAGGACAAAGAGCCAGGCACGUUCCUGUUACGCUUCAGCGAGAGCCACCUCGGCGGAAUCACCUUCACCUGGGUGGAGCACGGCGAUAACGGUGAGGUGAAGUUUAACUCUGUGGAGCCUUACACUAAAAACCGGCUCAGCGCGCUCCCGUUCGCCGACAUCAUUCGAGACUACAAAGUAAUCUCAGACGGGGUUGUCCCCGAAAACCCACUCAAGUUCCUCUACCCCGACAUCCCCAAAGACGAGGCCUUCGGGCGGCUUUACAACAGCCAGCCCAGCAAAGUGCAUCCUUACAUCCCAUCAACCCUGAUCCCCAUCUCAGAAAUGCGCUCCAACGCGAGCACCACCCCGCGGUCGUGUCAGUCUCCGGAGCCCCCGAUGACACCUGGAGAGUUUGACAUGCUCAAUGAGCACCUGUGCUUCGACAUCGACACCAUGAGCUCUCCGUAUUCAGAGUAAAAAGAGGGAAGAAAAAAAAAACAUCUGCAUCUGGAGCUUCUUUGAAUCCUUUGUCAAUAUCGUGACUCCCGUGAGGGUGUUGUUUUUACAGAGUUUGUGGUUAAUGUGUUUUUAAAGCAUAUUUUGCUUUGUUGUCCAUGAAAGAAAAGUUUGUAUCAUGCUGGUUUUGUGCCUUUAAUAUUUUGCAUGUUCAGUCAUGUUUUUCUAUAAGAAAUGAAUUGUAUAUAAAUCAAUCUGAACAUGUUUUGUUUAUGUUUUUUGUAGUUGACAUUAUUUUGAUACUUUGUCUGCAUCUGUCUCUUUUACCUGUUUGUUAUUGGCAAAAAAGUUAAAUACACGCAGUGUUUUGA
This is a messenger RNA of Maylandia zebra (zebra mbuna), 2681 nucleotides long. Its product is annotated as signal transducer and activator of transcription 4. The record is from RefSeq and is a predicted model, not a curated record. Gene Ontology annotation, molecular function: DNA-binding transcription factor activity; DNA binding. Gene Ontology annotation, biological process: signal transduction; regulation of DNA-templated transcription. Lineage: Eukaryota; Metazoa; Chordata; Actinopteri; Cichliformes; Cichlidae.